Molecule: messenger RNA, 1539 nt
Organism: Cutaneotrichosporon cavernicola
Lineage: Eukaryota; Fungi; Basidiomycota; Tremellomycetes; Trichosporonales; Trichosporonaceae
Exons: 4
Coding region: 1-1539 (512 amino acids)
Biological process (GO): protein dephosphorylation
Molecular function (GO): protein serine/threonine phosphatase activity
Source: RefSeq, a predicted model, not a curated record
AUGUCCAAGCCAAAGCCAGGACUAGGCAAGGGCCUCGCACGCACUCUCGCCGCCCACUCGGCCUCGUCGGCGCCCUCGGCUGUUAUUCACCACCCCGUCGCACUGGCCUCGAUUCCUCUCUGGGACGCUCCAGAGUUGGGACGUCGCUCUUACAGUUCGUCGUCAUCCCCACUCCGUGCCUCUGUGGAAGCCCUCUUCUCCCUCCCCCAGUAUCUUCCCCCAUCCCUACUGUUUGACCGUCCGCGACAAACAUUCAACGACUUUGUCAAUCCCACUACAAAUCCCCCACCGCCACCUCCAGCAGCCGCUGCAAUCGUCCGGGUUCCUUCGCCCCCCCACCCUGCAAAGCAGGCCAAGCCAGCCGAAGUCCAUUCUGUCCUUGCACCAGCACAGCAACUCAACAACGGCACUGCGUCUGCCACCAACCCUCACCUCACUUACCUCGGAUCACGGUCCAACGGCAUCGACAUUCAGCCAUCUACGUCGCUACCCGACCCAAACAACCUCAACCUCUACUCUUCAAGCCUCAUCUUCCACCUCGGCUCGAGCGGUGCGCCCAAGGAGCGAACGCAUAUCCCACCGUCGAGGAAGAGAGCCGUCGAGCCCCCUCCUCCUCGUCAGCGGUCAUUCCCACUGCCCGACGUGACACCGCCAACAACGCUCCAGUCUGUGGCCGUCGGCGAGGACUCUUACUUUGCACGUGUCGAUGGCGUGUGCGUUGCGGACGGAGUUGGCGGGUGGUCCCGAUCUGGCACGGGCCCGGGAGACCCAGGCCGCUGGGCUCGCUUGUUGACACACUUUUGUGAGGAAGAGGUGGAGCGCUGGUGGGCUGGCGCAGAUGAUUACAUGACAACCGACGACGAUGUUUCUGGAUGGGCGGCGCGCGCGUGGAAGCGCGGGUCGGAGGAGAAACAGAAGCAUCGACGCCCGCUUGAUCCAGUUGAGAUCAUGCAAAAGGGGUACGAGAAAUGCUUGGCCUGUGCUGCCCAAGAGGGAAUCUACGGCUCAUCGACGUGCCUCCUCGCUUUGCUGCACCACUCGACACUCUUGGUCGCCAACCUCGGCGACUGCAGCCUGCUCAUCAUCCGCCGGGGCGAAGUCGUAUUCCGCACCGCAGAGAUGCAGCAUGCCUUCAACUUCCCUCUCCAACUCGGGACACACUCGCGCGACGAGCCCAUGAAGGACGCCAAGCGCUAUGACAUUGGUGUCGAGAAAGAAGACGUCGUCAUUGUUGGCAGCGACGGUCUGAUGGACAACCUGUUUGAUGAGGACAUUCUGGAGACAUUGUCCGAGUUUGCUCCUCCAAACCAGUCUGGUUCAUUGCCACCGUUCUCGCCUCAGCUGGUUUCUGAAGCGUUGCUGGACCGUGCCCGUGCUGUCUCGGAGCAGAUGACAGCGACCACUCCGUUCAUGAUGCGCGCGAUCGAGGAGGGGAUCGACUUUGUAGGAGGUAAAAAGGACGACAUUUCAGUUGUCGUCGGGGUCAUCGGUGACCGCGACGGUACUACUCUGACACUAGACACCAAGUCGCACCACUAG